AUGGAUGUAGAGAUAGAGGAGUUGAAGGCUGUGCUGCGUGACAAGAUUUCUGAGAAAGAAUUCUCCAAGUUCACUGAUGCCGACCUGGCAAAGCUCGCCACGAAUGGGUUUACUGAUACUGAGUCUUUUGAGGCCGCGAAGCAGGAUAUGCUCAUUGUUGCACUGAAAACUUUCCUGCCUGAGCCCUAUGGAAUCGGCGGAUCUGUGCCCCAUAAUAUCGGCGGAUCUUUGAUUAAAUGUUUGGACGCCGCCUGGGACGAUGUUAUCGGCGUCAGUUGGGACAGAUUUCCACCUCUGGAGAGUUUUAAGAGCGACUUUCCUGGAUGCUCCGGGAAAGUCUCCACAAUAAGGAACAGGCAGAUCUGUUAUGGAACGGACUGGAGGAUGUUGCCUACCAGGCCAAGGCAAUUGAGGAUCAUGUUCGGGUUGCUGAAGCCAAGUAUUGCGUGCUGCUAAAUGCUUCCGGGAGUGGCAAAACCAGAAGUCUCUAUGAGCUUUCAGUGGCAGGCAGUCCUCUCGGUCUGACUAAAGGGGAGGGUUCAUGCGAUCUCUUGUACAUAAGCGAGUUUCUGCUUGCCUUAUACGGAUUAGAAAUGAUCCCGAGUGAGGCGGUGGAGUGCGUUACAGCAGCUUGACUGGUUUGCAGGCUGUCCGUCUACAGGCGCCUGGUAAGUUUGGUAAGUUUCAAGAAGAUAGUCUUGGACUUUGUUGCUAGACUUGGCCUGCUCAUUUGACUGUGGGUAGUACUUAUUGCUCUUCAUGUGUUUGACCUGCAAGAGCUAAUGAGAUAGAACAAGAAAUAACCAAGAAGAAAAUGAGUAAACAACUUUAACUAGAGAUGAGUUGAGCUC
This is a messenger RNA of Selaginella moellendorffii, 851 nucleotides long. RefSeq lists its product as uncharacterized. Lineage: Eukaryota; Viridiplantae; Streptophyta; Lycopodiopsida; Selaginellales; Selaginellaceae. The transcript is spliced from 5 exons. The coding region runs from base 1 to 456 and encodes 151 amino acids. The record is from RefSeq and is a predicted model, not a curated record.